Messenger RNA from Puccinia graminis f. sp. tritici CRL 75-36-700-3, 324 nucleotides. RefSeq lists its product as uncharacterized. NCBI's taxonomy places the organism in Eukaryota, Fungi, Basidiomycota, Pucciniomycetes, Pucciniales, Pucciniaceae. The transcript is spliced from 5 exons. The coding region runs from base 1 to 324 and encodes 107 amino acids. The record is from RefSeq and is a predicted model, not a curated record.
AUGUAUGCACCUGUAAUCUAUUUCACAGGUGUUGUAGCAUCUGAUGAUGAAGAUUUCCUGGCAAUUGGGUAUCUUGGAGAGAGCCUGGAUUCCAUGCGAGAUGAUCGCUCUGCCAGCAACUGGGUUGGGUCGUUCCGAGUAGGUAAAGAAGCAGUCAACGGGGUGGUGUGCUACUACACAUCCACCUCUCUCCAGCUAUCAUUGGGAGGAAUGGUGACUGGUGGAGUAAACCGAUCGGGGAUCUGGGAGGUUUAUGUAGUUGAUUUUCAGCAACAGCAAGCAGAUAUUUUAUUACAAGUUAGCAGACAGAAGUGUCAAAUGUGA